CGUUCCGUCUACCGUUAGAAACACAUUAGCGAGUUUGACCCAAGCUUCGAAACAUCGGUGUCUAAAGAAAAAACCCGAGUUUUACCCCAAAAUUCUCGCUUCGGGGUGAAAGAUGUGAUGACAUCACUCCAAUGUGUCCCCGCCUGUCGUAAAGGACUUCACCAAAUUUGUUUUAUGAAAUUAUUCUGUUUGGUUAAAAUAUGCACUGUAAGAUGUCGGACAGCAGGACUAUAUUAAAAGUUCUGCUGUUUCUCACAUUGUCUGUUUAUGUUUCACCAGCAGACGCAGACACUCUGCAGUUCUUCUACACUGCUGUCACACCAGGAAUAAAUGUUACUGCUGUUGGUCUGCUGGAUGGAGAACAGUUUGUGUACUACAACAGUAGCAUCAAGAAGAUGAUCUCAAAGACAGAAUGGAUACAGAAGAUCAGUACUUAUGAUAAAGAUUACUGGAACAGAGAAACAGAGCGUGUUAAGGAUUAUCAGGACACUGUGGAUACAGUAAUGAAAAGUUUGAAUCAAGCUGAAGGAGAUCAUACACUCCAGUGGAUGCUUGGCUGUGGGCUUGAUAACGGCAUCGUUAGAGGAUAUAGUCAGUACCGUUAUGAUGGAGAUGAUUUCAUCAGUCUGGAUCUUAACUGGAACCCGGAAUUUGGACGUGGAACCUGGACUGCAGCUAAUGAGAAAGCUGAGAUCUUUAUAAACAAGUGGGACCCUAAAGGAGACCAGGCUAGAAAGUGGAUGGACUACCUGAAAUACGACUGUAUUGAUCAGUUACAGAAGUUUGUGAAUCACAGCAGAGAGACUCUAGAGAGGAAAGUUCAUUCUGAGGUUUCAGUGAUCCAGAAACACUCGCCUUCUCCAGAGCUGGUGUGUAACGUUACAGGUUUCUUCCCCAAAGCAGUGAAUAUCACAUGGAGGAAGGACGGAGAGGACGUGCAUGAGGAUGUGAAACUCAGAAUGUUGUUAAUAAACCAGGAUGGAAGCUUCCAGAAGAGAAGCAUUCUGAAAGUCCCAGCUGAGGAGCUGCAGAAACACAACUACACCUGUGUGAUUCAGCACAGCAGCUUGGAGAAGGAGUUAGUGCUGAAUGUGAACAAGCAAUCAAAUACAAAAGAUGGAGGAUCAGAUGGAGGGAAUAUUGGUAUCAUUUUUGCUGCAGUCAUCACGCUCUUUGUUCUUGUUGCUUUUGUUGGAGUGUUCACCUGGAAGAAGAGAAAAAGUUCUGGUGCAGAAAAACCCCAUGAUGUUCAACAGAACGGAACUGAGAUACAUCCCCUAAAGUAAACCAGGAAGUGAGCCUCCACACUGAAGAGCAAUUUCCUGUCCAGGUUUUCCUCUACUGAAGCUUCCAUUCAGGGUGUGAAGAGUGAAUACAACAUGGACAUAAUGACAUAAUGAGACAUAAUGACAGUGUGAGAAAAAGCAAGUUCUGUACAGUGCUGUUUUUGUCCUCCUUAAACCGUAGACUUUAUCCAAACAGAAAUAAACAAUUUCAUGUAUAAAAAUUGGUUAAAUACUUUGACAGUGACACACUGGAGUAAAUCAUUACAUCGUUUAACGUGGAGCAAAUCUGCAGGAGCAGCGAAACUUUAGAUUAAAAAAUAAAAGCUUUCACUUUUGACAGGUUUCUGCAGCGAGUUUCUAACAUAAAAACCAGAGUCUCAUUGUCAUACUUGAGAUUUUUAUAGAACUCAAGCAGGACCCGUGUUAAUAUAGGAUCAGCUUUUUUAUGUUUAUGUACAAAAUAGAUAAAAGUUUAUGUACAAAAUAAAUAAAAUUCAUUAUAUCAUAAAACAAAA
Tachysurus vachellii is the source of this 1801-nucleotide messenger RNA. RefSeq names its product H-2 class I histocompatibility antigen, Q9 alpha chain-like. The coding region runs from base 201 to 1286 and encodes 361 amino acids. The transcript is spliced from 7 exons. Gene Ontology annotation, biological process: immune response. Gene Ontology annotation, cellular component: external side of plasma membrane. Lineage: Eukaryota; Metazoa; Chordata; Actinopteri; Siluriformes; Bagridae. The record is from RefSeq and is a predicted model, not a curated record.